GUGGUCUUCAAGUCCCCCAUAUCGCCGCCAUGGUUGUCAAGAUUCGUCUCGCCCGAUUUGGGCGCCGAAACCAGCCCUUCUACAAUAUUGUCAUUGCCCACGCCCGGACGGCUCGUAACUCCCGCCCGCUCGAGGUCAUUGGCACAUACGACCCAGUUCCUAAACCCGACCCUUACGACACAUCCGGAAAACUUCAUAAGGAUAUCAAGCUCGAUGGUCAACGCGCGAGGUAUUGGAUCGGUGUUGGUGCACAGCCCACAGACACAGCCUGGAGGUUACUUUCUAUGGUGGGUAUUCUACCAAAGAAGCAAUUUGGCCCCAAGCAAGACAACACAAAGGGUGUCAUAGACCAGGAGAAGGUCAGAAUUCGAUGAGUGGCCUAGGGGUGGUAUGAUUUGUACGAAAACGCAUCUCUGGGCGUUGGUUUCAGGACGUUAUCACGAAGUUCAGAUGAGUCGAAAACCCAGAGGGCCAUAUCAAUGUCGAGAAGUAUUGGGGCUCGUGCAGGCUACUGGAUCAGAGACUUGUGCAGCAAUCGAGGAAAACUGUAUGAUAUUUGUUGGAAGGGUUCACAUCACGACGGCCAAUCCAUUUUUGUCGCUAUUGUAAUUGUAUUGAAGCGCUACCCAAUACCA
Molecule: messenger RNA, 635 nt
Organism: Fusarium oxysporum Fo47
Lineage: Eukaryota; Fungi; Ascomycota; Sordariomycetes; Hypocreales; Nectriaceae
Product: mitochondrial 37S ribosomal protein bS16m
Exons: 2
Coding region: 30-374 (114 amino acids)
Biological process (GO): mitochondrial translation
Cellular component (GO): mitochondrial small ribosomal subunit; ribosome
Molecular function (GO): structural constituent of ribosome
Source: RefSeq, a predicted model, not a curated record